GACGACAUGGGCAGCGCCGAGGAGGAUUAUAACUUUGUCUUCAAGGUUGUCCUGAUCGGGGAGUCCGGGGUGGGCAAAACCAACCUGCUCUCCCGCUUCACCCGCAACGAGUUCAACCACGACAGCCGCACCACCAUUGGCGUGGAGUUCUCCACCCGCACCAUCCUGGUGGGAGAUGCCGCGGUGAAGGCUCAGAUCUGGGACACGGCCGGGCUGGAGCGGUACCGCGCCAUCACCUCUGCGUAUUACCGAGGGGCCGUGGGUGCCCUGGUCGUCUUUGACAUCACCAAGCACCAGACGUACAAUGUGGUGGACCGCUGGCUGAAGGAGCUGUACGACCACGCCGAGGCCAGCAUCGUCGUCAUGCUGGUGGGGAACAAGACCGACCUCGCGCAGGCUCGGGAGGUGCCCAUGGAGGAGGCGAAAAUGUUUGCAGACAACAAUGGGCUGCUGUUUGUUGAGACCUCAGCGCUGGACUCCACCAACGUUGAGCAAGCGUUCGAGACCAUCCUGAAGGAGAUCUUCCACAAAGUGCAGCAGCAGAAGCAGAGGAGCAGCCAAAGCAACACGGUGUCGCUUGCCAGCGAGAGCCCGGAGAGCACGGCCCCGGGACAGACAGAGAAGCGCCCGUGCUGUGUGGCCCUCUGA
Gymnogyps californianus (California condor) is the source of this 648-nucleotide messenger RNA. It is a transcript of the gene RAB25, whose product is annotated as RAB25, member RAS oncogene family. The transcript has 5 exons. Gene Ontology annotation, cellular component: recycling endosome. The record is from RefSeq and is a predicted model, not a curated record. Bases 7 to 648 code for a protein of 213 amino acids. Gene Ontology annotation, biological process: exocytosis. Gene Ontology annotation, molecular function: GTP binding; GTPase activity. Lineage: Eukaryota; Metazoa; Chordata; Aves; Accipitriformes; Cathartidae.